Molecule: messenger RNA, 2212 nt
Organism: Tribolium castaneum (red flour beetle)
Lineage: Eukaryota; Metazoa; Arthropoda; Insecta; Coleoptera; Tenebrionidae
Exons: 2
Coding region: 91-1935 (614 amino acids)
Biological process (GO): neuron cell-cell adhesion; presynaptic membrane assembly; synaptic vesicle endocytosis
Cellular component (GO): cell surface; postsynaptic membrane; plasma membrane
Molecular function (GO): neurexin family protein binding; signaling receptor activity
Source: RefSeq, a predicted model, not a curated record
UCCGCGCGGAGUUAAAUCAGCGCUCGGUGGGGUUGUGCAGUCUACCCUUUGCUUUCUCAAAGACACAGUGUUAAGUGCAGUGAAGAAAAAAUGACUCGGUUCUGUUCAUUUUGCUUGUUUACGUUUUGGACGUGUUUUGCUGCGAGGGAACCACCCACCGUUGAUAUCCCCGGGCAGGGGCGCAUCAUGGGGAAGGAAAUCUCCAGAUACAGAUCUCAGAAAAUAAUCGGAUAUUACGGCAUCCCCUACGCACAACCCCCAAUAGACGACCUCAGGUUUGCGCCCCCGGACACCUCCAACCUGGUUUCCUGGGAAGGAGUGCGCAAUUUGACUGAUUACAUGCCUGCAUGUCUCCAAACAGAGAGUGACAUUCGAGAGGAGUCUAAGCCCUUCCUUCAGCUCAUCUACCCUUCGUACAGCAAUCUCACGACAGAUGAGGACUGUCUAUACCUCAACGUUUUCGUUCCUUUCGGCAAGCCCCCUGCCAGCGGCUUCGCCACCAUAAUGUGGUUCCACCCGGGCAACUACACGACGGGUUCGCCCUCCAUGUGGAACCCCCACACCUUGGUGUACCGCUACCGCGUGAUCCUGGUCACGUUCGCUUGGCGGUUGGGCAUCAUGGGGUUCUUCACCACCAUGGACGGGGAAGCCCCUGGCAACUUCGGCCUGAUGGACCAGCAAGCGGCGAUGAUGUGGGUCAAGAAAAACAUCAAGCUUUUUGGCGGAAACGAGGACAACAUCAGUUUGAUGGGUUACGGGACCGGGGGCGUCAGUGUCGGGAUACAUAUGGUCAACACCCAGUCGCGCGAAUAUUUCCACAAAGCGAUCGUCAUGAGCGCGAAUUUUUUGAACCCUUCUGUCAUCAAGUACCCACAAGAGGACAAGAGUUUGUUGGAUCAUUUAGCGAAAUUCUCCGGGUGUAUCAGAAAGCCCACCAGUCGGUUGAUCGAGUGCUUGAGGCAGCUUGAUGGCAAGCCUCUGGUUGAGCAAACCUCCAAUAUCAACUGGAGGCCGCUCCUGGACGCCGGUUUGAGCAACACGACCACGUUCUUGCCCGAGCUCCCGAGGAAUUACUUCGAAAGGGGGGAGUUCCAUAAAGUCCCCUUCCUGACGGGUUAUACCAACAACGAGGAUAUUUUAGCGGUGACCACGAUAAUCGAUGAGUUUGAAACCGGUAACAUCACAAACGAGAACCUCCAAGAGCUACUUUCGGAAAUUAUCAGUAGUGACAUCCCUGUUAACAACAACACGGACUCUUGUGCGAACAACAACGACCAUUUGACCGACUCAGUCAUGUUUUUCUACGGCCCUGAUGCAACCAACAGCGUCAAAGACGUGGAUUCUUUGCGAAAAAUCGUGGGUGACUUCACCACGGAGCGAAGUCACGGCGCUUCGACUUUCCUGCAUGCGACGUACGUCAGUCGGGAGCAACCGACUUUUGUCUAUCGGUGUGACUUGAAACCAGUCACCGAAAAGGCAGUCAGUAGUAUACCGGCGUGGGUGUCAGUCCCGCACUUGUAUGACUUGAUUUACGUCUGGGGGGUGCCCUAUUGGCAGGAGUUCGACGGGAACAUCAAGUGGGAAUUGAGGGAUAAACGCGUCUCCGAGAUCAUAAUGACCUUUUGGACGAGCUUCGCCAAAAGCUCAGACCCCACAAAUGGGAGUCUGUACGCCAUACGGUGGCUGCCGUUCACACAGGACAACCCGCAGCUGAUGAUUCUCGACGGCUCGUUUAACAUGAGCGAUAACAAAGUGUUGAAUUACAAAGCGUUCGAAUUUUGGAAUAAUUACUACCCGAAAGUGCUGCAAAUUGCCACACAGUGUUGCAAUGCCACCGAUGGGUCGUCCCACAUUCAGGCUUCCUACAACGUACCAAUCUUUUCCCAAGUCUUUCUAUUACUUUUACACGGUUUAAAUUGUGCCUUCCUCAUGUAAAAAUUUCAAAUGUUCGGAGAAUUUCUAGGAUGUAGAUAAUAAUAAUUGUCACAAUGUAAAUAGUCGUUUGAUGAUUCCUUAGACUGUGGUAGCUACGACACCUCAACUUUAUCACAACAUAAACAAUUUUGUUUGAGAUGAAGUAGCUAUUUAUAAGUGGUUGAAUUUCAUGUUCUCACGCAUUUAACUACUUAUAACAAUGGUAAUUGAUAACACAAAGGUCGUAUUUUUCUGAUGUAAAAAUUUGCUAAAUAUACUAUGAUAAUUAAAUGAUUCA